UUGUGGGAUAUGUGAUGAAUGGAUUCGAGGGGAAGCAAGGAACAAAUUCAUUCCUUUAAUAUAGUGAAGUCGUUGUUGAGAUGAAUUAGUUGUGAAAGCAGCAAUGUUGAUGUGAAAUUAUCCAGUGGACACUAUUAUUUGGAAACGUUAAAAACCAUUGAUAGGUGCUGACAUUGAGCCAGGAGGAUGUACGCUGUGUACCGUCAGGCGCACUCUCCUACGGCCGUGGAAUUUUCUGUUUACUGUAACUUCAUAUCUAGUGAAGAGAAAAACUUGGUGGUCGCAGGCACGUCACAGCUCUAUGUUUACCGAAUCAUUCAUGAUGUGGAGAGUACCAACAAGACAGAAAAGGCCACAGAUGUCAAGAGUCGUAAGGAGAAGCUGGAGCAGGUGGCUUCCUUCUCUCUCUUCGGUAAUGUCAUGUCCAUGGCCAGCGUCCAGCUGGUUGGUGCAAACAGAGAUGCUCUUCUCCUGAGCUUUAAAGAUGCAAAGCUGUCAGUUGUGGAGUAUGACCCAGGGACCCAUGACCUGAAGACUCUCUCCCUGCAUUACUUUGAGGAGCCAGAGCUCAGGGACGGCUUUGUGCAGAAUGUACACAUCCCUAUUGUGCGCGUGGACCCAGAGAAUCGCUGUGCUGUGAUGCUGGUCUAUGGCACCCGGCUGGUGGUGCUUCCCUUCAGGAAGGACACCUUGACAGAUGAACAGGAGGGAAUUGUUGGAGAAGGGCAGAAGUCCAGUUUUCUCCCCAGUUACAUCAUUGAUGUCCGGGAGCUUGAUGAGAAGCUAUUGAACAUUAUUGACAUGAAGUUCCUGCAUGGCUACUAUGAGCCCACUCUGCUCAUCCUCUACGAGCCCAACCAGACUUGGCCUGGGCGUGUGGCAGUCCGACAAGAUACCUGCAGCAUAGUGGCCAUCUCCCUCAACAUCAUGCAGAAGGUGCACCCUGUCAUCUGGUCACUCAGCAACCUGCCCUUUGACUGCACACAGGUCAUGCCAGUGCCCAAGCCAAUCGGUGGUGUGGUUGUGUUUGCUGUGAACUCCCUGCUCUACCUGAACCAGAGUGUUCCUCCAUAUGGCGUCUCCCUCAACAGCCAGACCAACGGGACCACGGCCUUCCCUUUGAAGGUUCAGGAGGAAGUGAGGAUCACACUGGACUGUUCUCAGGCCACCUUUAUUGGCUCAGACAAGAUGGUCAUCUCGCUGAAAGGUGGAGAGAUCUAUGUUCUGACCCUCAUCACUGACGGCAUGAGGAGUGUGCGCUCUUUCCACUUUGACAAGGCUGCCGCCAGCGUGCUCACCACCUGUAUGAUGACGAUGGAGCCUGGGUAUCUGUUCCUGGGCUCCCGACUGGGCAACUCCCUGCUGUUGAAGUACACAGAGAAGCUUCAGGAGGCGACAAUGGAGGAGGACGAGGACGAGGACAGUGACAACAAGGACAAGGAGAAGGACAAGCCGGAGGAGCCGCCCACUAAGAAGAAGCGCAUGGAUUCUAAUGCUAGUUGGACAGCUAAGUCGUCCAUGCCAGAUGAACUGGAUGAAAUUGAAGUGUACGGUAGCGAGGCCCAAUCAGGCACUCAGCUGGCCACCUACUCUUUCGAGGUGUGUGAUAGCAUUUUAAACAUCGGGCCCUGUGCCAAUGCUUCCAUGGGAGAGCCAGCCUUCUUAUCAGAAGAGUUCCAAAGCAAUCCAGAGCCUGACCUAGAAGUGGUGGUGUGCUCUGGCUUCGGCAAAAACGGAGCUCUGUCUGUCCUUCAACGGAGUAUCAGGCCUCAAGUGGUCACCACCUUCGAACUUCCUGGAUGCCAUGACAUGUGGACGGUCAUAUCCAGCGAGGAGAAGCCAGAGCAGCCGCCCGCUGAAGAGGCCGACAGUGAGAACGCUGAGGAGGAGAAGCAGGAGCCCACCAUAGAGGACGAGAAAAACAAGCACGGCUUCCUCAUCCUGAGCAGAGAGGACUCCACUAUGAUCCUGCAGACGGGGCAGGAGAUCAUGGAGCUGGACACCAGCGGUUUCGCCACACAGGGCCCCACAGUGUUUGCCGGCAACAUCGGGGACAACAAGUACAUCAUCCAGGUGUCACCCAUGGGCAUCAGGCUGCUGGAGGGGGUGACCCAGCUUCACUUCAUCCCGGUGGAUCUGGGCUCUCCCAUAGUGCAGUGCUCCGUGGCCGACCCCUACGUGGUGAUCAUGACGGCCGAGGGUGUGGUCACCAUGUUCGUCCUGAAGACUGACUCCUACAUGGGCAAAACCCACCGACUGGCUCUGCAGAAGCCUCAGAUUCACAUGCAAUCACGCGUGAUCACGCUCUGUGCCUACCGCGACAUCAGCGGCAUCUUCACCACGGAAAACAAGGUCAGCUUCCUGACCAAGGAGGUCGUGGGAACACAGAGCCACAUCGAGACUGAGCUGGUCAUACAGGACAUGAGUAACACGGUGGACGAUGAGGAGGAGAUGCUGUAUGGGGACUCCGGUCCUCUUACCAGCCCCACCAAAGACGAGCAAGGCAACUCGACCUCAACCGCAAUGCGGAAGGACGGGGCCCACAGCAAGCUGGACCCAACGCACUGGUGCAUGGUGGUUAGAGAGAACGGGGUCAUGGAGAUUUUCCAGCUUCCUGACUGGCGCCUGGUCUUUUUGGUGAAGAACUUCCCGGUUGGUCAGAGAGUGUUGGUGGACAGUUCAGCUGGCCAAUCAGCAACACAGGAAGGUAAAAAGGAGGAGGUCACUCGUCAGGGAGAUAUCCCACUGGUCAAGGAGGUAUCCCUGGUGGCACUGGGCUACAAUCAUAGCCGGCCUUACCUGUUGGUCCAUGUUGAACAGGAGCUUCUUAUCUAUGAAGCGUUCCCUUAUGACCAGCAGCUUGUCCAGAGCAACUUGAAAGUGCGCUUUAAAAAGAUGCCACACAACAUAAACUUCCGGGAGAAGAAAGCCAAGCUCUCUAAGAGGGACAAGAAAGCUGAGGGUCCUGGUGAGGAGGGGUUAGGGCUCAAAGGUCGCGUGGCGAGGUUCCGAUACUUCAGGGACAUCUCUGGAUACUCAGGGGUGUUUAUCUGUGGGCCGUCCCCUCACUGGAUGCUGGUGACAUCCCGUGGGGCCAUGAGGCUCCACCCCAUGAUCAUCGACGGGCCAAUCGAGUCCUUUUCCCCGUUCCACAACAUCAACUGCCCCAAGGGCUUCCUCUACUUCAACAAACAGGGAGAGUUGAGAAUCAGCGUGCUGCCCACCUACCUCUCGUAUGACGCUCCAUGGCCUGUCCGGAAGAUUCCGUUAAGGUGUACAGUCCACUACGUGACCUACCAUGUAGAGUCUAAGGUGUAUGCAGUGUGCUCGAGCAUCAAGGAGCCGUGUACGCGCAUCCCCAGGAUGACUGGGGAGGAGAAGGAGUUUGAGACGAUCGAGAGAGAUGAACGGUACAUCAACCCUCAGCAGGAGAAGUUCUCUAUUCAGCUCAUCUCACCUGUCAGCUGGGAGGCCAUCCCAAACACACGUAUUGAUUUGGAGGAGUGGGAACAUGUGACCUGCAUGAAGACUGUGGCCCUGAAGAGUCAGGAGACGGUGUCCGGCCUAAAGGGCUACGUGGCUCUCGGAACCUGUCUCAUUCAGGGGGAGGAGGUCACCUGCAGGGGGAGAAUUCUGAUCCUUGAUGUGAUUGAGGUUGUGCCUGAGCCAGGUCAGCCCCUGACCAAAAACAAGUUUAAGGUGCUCUAUGAAAAGGAACAGAAAGGACCUGUGACUGCACUCUGCCACUGCAGUGGCUACCUGGUGUCUGCCAUCGGACAAAAAAUCUUCCUGUGGAGUCUGAAGGACAAUGAUCUGACAGGCAUGGCCUUCAUCGACACGCAGCUCUACAUCCACCAGAUGAUGAGCAUCAAGAACUUUAUCCUGGCCGCUGAUGUCAUGAAGAGUGUCUCGCUGCUGCGCUACCAGGAGGAGAGCAAGACCCUCUCGCUGGUCAGCAGGGACGCGAAACCCGUGGAGGUGUACAGCAUAGAGUUCAUGGUAGACAACAACCAGAUAGGUUUCAUUGUGUCUGACAGGGAAAAAAAUCUACUGGUCUACAUGUAUCUCCCAGAAGCGAAAGAGAGCUUUGGGGGCAUGCGUCUGCUGCGUCGGGCGGACUUUAAUGUGGGCGCGCACGUGAACGCCCUGUGGAGGAUGCCCUGUCGCGGGGCGCUGGACCCCAGCAGCAAGAAGGCCCUCACCUGGGACAACAAGCACAUCACCUGGUUUGCCACACUGGAUGGAGGUAUCGGGCUGCUGCUGCCAAUGCAGGAGAAGACGUACCGGCGUCUGUUGAUGUUGCAGAACGCCCUGACCACAAUGCUGCCUCACCACGCUGGCCUCAACCCUAAAGCAUUCAGGAUGUUGAACACAGACCGACGGACGCUACAGAAUCCUGUGCGGAACAUUCUGGAUGGGGAGCUCUUGAACAAGUACCUGUACCUGAGCACCAUGGAACGCAGUGAGCUGGCCAAGAAGAUCGGAACCACCUCAGACAUUAUUUUGGAGGAUCUUCUGGAGAUUGACAGAGUUACAGCUCACUUCUAAAGCCAGUUGUUUCCGGAGGUUCUUCCACCACGCUGUACUUCUAAGUUCUUGUGUUUAGUUUAAGACCAGACUGAAAAAAAAGUGUUCUGUAUAACUCAAGAGUCUGGGAAUGUUUAGGGACAAAAUAAUUUUGUUAUUGUUGUAUGUCUUUUUACAAAACCUCAAAAAAAAGUAAUUGAAGAUUGUAUCAUGUUUCAUAAAAUAUUUUGUAAACAAAAACAAUUAAAAAACAUUCCUCAA
Alosa alosa (allis shad) is the source of this 4788-nucleotide messenger RNA. RefSeq names its product cleavage and polyadenylation specific factor 1 (gene cpsf1). Lineage: Eukaryota; Metazoa; Chordata; Actinopteri; Clupeiformes; Clupeidae. Bases 187 to 4548 code for a protein of 1453 amino acids. The transcript is spliced from 38 exons. The record is from RefSeq and is a predicted model, not a curated record. Gene Ontology annotation, cellular component: nucleus; mRNA cleavage and polyadenylation specificity factor complex. Gene Ontology annotation, molecular function: protein binding; nucleic acid binding.